Striga asiatica is the source of this 5560-nucleotide messenger RNA. NCBI's taxonomy places the organism in Eukaryota, Viridiplantae, Streptophyta, Magnoliopsida, Lamiales, Orobanchaceae. The record is from the annotation of a GenBank genome assembly.
AUGAAGGAAAUUGAUCGGUGCCCGCUACUUCUACAAUGGGUACGUCGCGGACGGGGGAACCUCAACUCAAGCGACUACACGCCGCGCGACAAUGAUGGCCACGGGAGCCACACCCUGUCGACAGCUGGCGGCAACUUUGUUCCUGGGGCCAACGUCUUCGGCUACGGCAAUGGCACCGCCAAGGGUGGGUCCCCCAUGGCCCGCGUGGCAGCCUACAAGGUCUGCUGGCCCGUCAUAGAAGAAGGAGAGUGCUUUGAUGCUGACAUCAUUGCGGGCUUCGACAUGGCAAUCCACGAUGGGGUUGACGUGAUCUCGGCUUCUCUAGGUGGUUCCGGUGGCCAAUUUUUUGUAGACGGUGUUGCCAUUGGGUCGUUUCACGCAGUGAGUCAUGGGAUUGUGGUCGUUUGCUCAGCAGGAAAUUCGGGGCCAGACCCCGGUACAGUUUCAAAUAAUGCACCUUGGCCCAUCACGGUUGCUGCAAGCACCAUGGAUCGAACAUUUCCUAGCUAUUUAAUAUUAGGGAACAAGAAAUACGAGGGACAAAGCCUUUCAAUAAAAUAUCUUCCAGAGGGAAAGUUGUUCACCAUAAUUUAUGCCAAAUAUGCAAAUGCCACUAACGCAACAGCGGAACAAGCGGAGUUGUGUGAACCUAAUUCUCUGGAUGCUAAUAAGGUGAGAGGGAAGAUCUUGGUUUGUCUAAGGGGAAUCACUGCAAGGGUCGACAAGGGCAGGCAAGCCGCCUUAGCUGGUGCUGUGGGAAUGGUUUUAGCAAACGAUGAGGCCUUUGGGAAUGACAUCAAAGCCGAAGCUCAUGUCUUGCCAGCUACACAUAUCAGUUACAAAGAUGGAGUUGCUCUCUUAACUCAAAUGAAUAAAACAAGGUCUCCCAAGGCCCGUAUCACCAAACCAAUAACUCUUUUAGACACAACACCAGCGCCAGUAAUGGCAGCUUUUUCAUCGCAAGGGCCAAAUCCCGUUAUGCCGGAAAUUCUCAAGCCGGAUAUCACGGCACCAGGAGUUAGUAUCAUAGCCGCAUAUACUGGAGCGGUUGGACCGACAGGCCAAGACUUUGACAAGCGACGUGUGCCCUUCAAUUCUAUUUCGGGUACUUCAAUGUCUUGCCCACACGUUGCUGGGGUCGUCAGCCUUUUGAAGAAGCUCUACCCAAAAUCGAGCCCGGCUGCCAUUAAGUCUGCCAUCAUGACCACUGCAAGUACAAUCGACAACACUUGGAACCCAAUCACCAAUAACAGCAACGCGAAAGCUACGCCGUUAAAUUACGGAGGAGGACACAUUGAUCCGAACCGGGCAAUGGACCCUGGACUCGUUUACGAUUUACAAACAACAGAUUACCUCGACUUGUUAUGUGCACUCGUUCCCUUCUUCAAUGGCCCAGUCACCGUGACAAGGAAGGUAAAAAAUGUAGGUGCACCGGGCACUUACAAAGCCUUUUGUAGCCCGGAUGGAAUAUCAGUAAAAGUCGAGCCGGAUGAGCUGGAAUUUAAUUUUGUUGGGGAGGAGAAAGGAUUCAACAUUACAAUACAGCCUAAAAAAUAUGGUGGUAGCAAAGAUUAUGUAUUUGGGGAGCUGACAUGGUCUGACGGUCAUCAUAAGUCAUAUGUGGUGUACUUGGGAGGUCAUUCACAUGGAAAAGAAGCCACACAAGCUGAUUAUGAUAGAGUCACCCAGUCUCAUUAUGACUUUCUAGGGUCAUUCUUGGGCAGUAGAGACAAGGCCAAAGCUGCCAUUUUUUACUCUUACACUCGACACAUCAAUGGAUUUGCUGCAACUCUCGAAGAAAAUGAAGCACUUCAAAUAUCCAAUCAUCCAAACGUUAUAUCCGUAUUCUUGAAUAGAGGAAGAAAGUUACAAACCACGAGGUCGUGGAGUUUUCUCGGUCUCGAAAACGACGACGGAGAAAUUCCUGCCUACUCUUUAUGGAAUAAGUCCAGAUUGGGUGAAGAUGUCAUCAUCGCCAAUCUUGACUCGGGUUUGAAAUUGAUCGGUGCCCGCUACUUCUACAAUGGGUACGUCGCGAUCGGGGGACACCUCAACUCAAGCCACUACACGCCGCGCGACAAUGUUGGCCACGGGAGCCACACCCUGUCGACAGCUGGCGGCAACUUUGUUCCUGGGGCCAACGUCUUCGGCUACGGCAACGGCACUGCCAAGGGUGGGUCCCCCAUGGCCCGCGUGGCUGCCUACAAGGUCUGCUGGCCCACCAUAGAAGAAGGAGAGUGCUUUGAUGCUGACAUCAUUGCGGGCUUCGACAUGGCAAUCCACGAUGGGGUUGACGUGAUCUCGGUUUCUCUAGGUGGUGCCGGUGGCCAAUUUUUUGAAGACGGUGUUGCCAUUGGGUCGUUUCAUGCAGUGAGUUGUGGGAUUGUGGUCGUUUGCUCUGCAGGAAAUUCGGGGCCAGACCCGGGUACGGUUUCAAACAAUGCACCUUGGCCGAUCACGGUUGGUGCAAGCACCAUGGAUCGAACAUUUCCUAGCUAUUUAACAUUAGGGAACAAGAAAUAUGAGGGACAAAGCCUUUCAAACAAAUUUCUUCCAGAGGGAAAGUUGUUCACCAUAAUUUAUGCCAAAUAUGCAAAUGUCACUAACGCAACAGCGGAAGAAGCGGAGUUGUGUGAACCUAAUUCUCUGGAUGCUAAUAAGGUGAGAGGGAAGAUCUUGGUUUGUCUAAGGGGAAUCACUGCCAGGGUCGACAAGGGCAGGCAAGCCGCCUUAGCUGGUGCUGUGGGAAUGGUUUUAGCAAACAAUGAGGCCUCUGGGAAUGAUAUCGAAGCCGAUGCUCAUGUCUUGCCAGCUACACAUAUCAGUUACAAAGAUGGAGUUGCUCUCUUAACUCAAAUGAAUAAAACAAGGUGUCCCAUGGCUCGUAUCACCAAUCCAAUAACUCUUUUAGACACAAAGCCAGCGCCAGUAAUGGCAGCUUUUUCAUCGCAAGGGCCGAAUCCCAUUAUGCCGGAAAUUCUCAAGCCGGAUAUCACGGCACCAGGAGUUAGUAUCAUAGCCGCAUAUAGCGGAGCGAAUGGGCCGGCAGACGAAGACUUUGACACCCGACGUGUGCAGUUCAAUUCUAUAUCGGGUACUUCAAUGUCUUGCCCACACGUUGCUGGGGUCGUCGCCCUUUUGAAGAAGCUCUACCCAAAAUGGAGCCCGGCUGCCAUUAAGUCUGCCAUCAUGACCACUGCAAGUACAAUCGACAACACUUGGAACCCAAUCACCAAUAACAGCAACGCGAAAGCUACGCCGUUCAAUUACGGAGGAGGACACAUUGAUCCGAACCGGGCAAUGGACCCUGGACUCAUUUACGAUUUACAAACAACAGAUUACCUCAACUUCUUAUGUGCACUCGGUUAUAAUCAAACCCAGAUUAAGUUGUUCUGGAAAAAAUCAAUCACUUGUCGCAAGCCGAAUAUUAGACUCAUCGACUUCAACUACCCCUCGCUCACAGUUCCCUUCUUCAAUGGCCCAGUCACCGUGACAAGGAAGGUAAAAAAUGUAGGUGCACCGGGCACUUACAAAGCCUCUGUUUGUAGCCCAGAUGGAAUAUCAGUAAAAGUCGAGCCGGAUGAGCUGGAAUUUAAUUUUGUUGGGGAGGAGAAAGGAUUCAACAUUACAAUACAGCCUAAAAAAUAUGGUGGUAGCAAAGAUUAUGUAUUUGGGGAGCUGACAUGGUCUGACGGUCAUCAUAAGUCAUAUGUGGUGUACUUGGGAGGUCAUUCACAUGGAAAAGAAGCCACACAAGCUGAUUAUGAUAGAGUCACCCAGUCUCAUUAUGACUUUCUAGGGUCAUUCUUGGGCAGUAGAGACAAGGCCAAAGCUGCCAUUUUUUACUCUUACACUCGACACAUCAAUGGAUUUGCUGCAACUCUCGAAGAAAAUGAAGCACUUCAAAUAUCCAAUCAUCCAAACGUUAUAUCCGUAUUCUUGAAUAGAGGAAGAAAGUUACAAACCACGAGGUCGUGGAGUUUUCUCGGUCUCGAAAACGACGACGGAGAAAUUCCUGCCUACUCUUUAUGGAAUAAGUCCAGAUUGGGUGAAGAUGUCAUCAUCGUCAAUCUUGACUCGGGUUUGAAAUUGAUCGGUGCCCGCUACUUCUACAAGGGGUACGUCGCGCACGGGGGACACCUCAACUCAAGCGACUACACGCCGCGCGACUAUGACGGCCAUGGGACCCACACCCUGUCGACAGCUGGCGGCAACUUUGUUCCUCGGGCCAACGUCUUCGGCUACGGCAACGGAACCGCCAAGGGUGGGUCCCCCAUGGCCCGCGUGGCAGCCUACAAGGUCUGCUGGCCCAUCAUUGAUGAUGGAGAUUGCUUUGAUGCUGACAUCUUGGCGGGCUUCGACAUGGCCAUCAGCGAUGGGGUCGACGUACUCUCAGUCUCCCUAGCUGGAGAUGGCAGUAUCGAGUAUUUUAUGGAUGCCUCAAUCAUCGGGUCGUUUCACGCGGUGAGUAAAGGGAUUGUGGUCGUCUUCUCGGGUGGAAAUGCGGGGCCGUUCCCUGCUACGGUGUUGAAUGUUGCGCCUUGGAAGAUCACGGUUGGCGCAAGCACCAUUGAUCGGAAAUUUCCUAGCUAUUUAAAGAUAGGGCACAAGACUUACGAGGGACAAAGCCUUUCAAAAAAAUCGCUUCCACCGCGAAAGUUGUUCCCGAUAAUUUAUGCGAGAUAUGCGAAUGCCGCCAACGCAACAGCGGAACAAGCGUAAGCCCCCUCAAUUAUAAAAAAUAAAAAGGAAUAUAAAAAAUAGAAGGAAUAACGUGUUCGCUCCUAUGGAUCUACGUUGUAUAUGAGUCAAGUUGAGUUCGAAUCCUUGAUACUUAAGCUUGGAGCUCAACUCAUUCACCAAAACUAAUAAGUUAAACUCGAGUGUUAAUGAGGUAAGCUUAUGAGUGACUUUUUUUUAUUUAAUAACUCUAAAUGAAUCUAGCAAUGUCCACCAGUUCCCAUCUUCUGCCAAAAAAUAUAUAUAUGACGAUUUCUCCAAUAUUUACCUGUCUUUUGUAGGCACAUUAAAAUGUGCUUACCAGCUAUGCGUCCAUAUCUCGUGAUAUUUAAAUAUUAUAUCCACUGUUUGGUAUGCUAAUCUCCCGUUAUAUCAGCUGGUGAAUGUGUUAACUUAUGUAAAUAUAAGCAGGAGGCAUAGCGGAACUAAACAUUGAAAAGAAAAUGCUAUAAAAAUAAAAGUGAACAACUAAUCCAUACUUUCACAGGCCCAGCAAGCUCUUUAGUAAAGGGCCAGAAAAAAUACACUUGUGAAGUGAAGAUUGCUAGGGCCCAAAGAGAGUUAUAAAUCGGUCGGCCUGCUUAUUACUUCGAUUCAUCUAGGAUACUACACAUGUUGAGGUCCUUUUCAAUCUAUAGAGGCCCUUUCUAUUUAUUUUUCAACUCUCCUUUCUCCAUUUCGAUGAUAUAUGUGAACAUGAGCCUUGAUAGGUAGGUGAAAAGACGAUUUUUGUACACCAUAACAAAGGUUUUCCUCUAUGAUUUUAGUUGGACUGUUUCAUGUAAUUAAAUUUUGUUUAUAAUUUAUUUAUUUUAUAUUA